Anopheles stephensi (Asian malaria mosquito) is the source of this 4421-nucleotide messenger RNA. RefSeq names its product staphylococcal nuclease domain-containing protein 1-like. Gene Ontology annotation, biological process: regulatory ncRNA-mediated gene silencing; mRNA catabolic process. NCBI's taxonomy places the organism in Eukaryota, Metazoa, Arthropoda, Insecta, Diptera, Culicidae. Gene Ontology annotation, cellular component: nucleus; RISC complex; cytosol. Gene Ontology annotation, molecular function: RNA binding; nuclease activity. The record is from RefSeq and is a predicted model, not a curated record. The coding region runs from base 391 to 3150 and encodes 919 amino acids. The transcript has 8 exons.
UUGUUGCUUGGGUCUAGACGGGGCAGAUAUUUUCUCCCAUGCUGUAGUGGCGUUUGGUCACAGAAAGUUUCUAAGUUUUCGGCCGUUUUCUGAAUCGUGGUGCCGUCCGGUGCAAAUGUGGUGACCUGGUUACCCCCCCGCUGCACCCUGAUUCCCGGUGGUUUCGUUUGCCGCUGUGCUGAGCUGUCGCGUAGCCCGUCGCUGGUAGACCUCGCGGUGUCAUCGUAGCCGUCGUCGUGGUUCUUGGCGUGUGAUCAGUAGUUCCGAAAGGCUGCAUCUCACGUACGCACACCGUACCGCCUGAUCGGUAAAGUGUUUUCAGUGUAGAAUCCCCCAGUGUGACAAAGAAAGUUUCGCUGAGCAACAACGGUACAGUAGCAGGAGCGCAAAAUGAGUGCCGCCAAUGUCCCCGCCGCCGCCGCCAAUCCUGCCCCACCGCCCGUGCUGAAGAAAGGCAUCGUGAAGCAGAUUCUCUCCGGUGAUUCGUUGAUCCUGCGCGAUAAACCCGUAAAUGGACCGCCGCGAGAGAAGCAGCUUAACUUUGCUGGCGUUGUCGCACCGAAGCUUGCCCGCCGCCCAACCACCGGAUCGAAUGACGGUUCGAAGGAUCAACCCUACGCGUGGGAAGCGCGCGAGUACCUGCGCCAACGGUUGAUCGGCCAGGAGGUGUGGUUCUACUCGGAGAAGCCCCCGAACGCGAACCGCGAGUACGGGUACGUGAAGCUUGGCAAGGACCUCAACUCGGAGAACAUCGUCGAGUCGAUCGUGUCCGAAGGGUUGGUAACGGUGCGACGGGACAGUGUCCGCCAAACGCCCGAACAUGCCCGCCUAAUCGAGCUGGAAGAUGCAGCGCGCCGGGCCCGCAAGGGCCUCUGGAGCGACGCGCCCGAGGGCGAACACGUGCGCAACAUUGUGUGGAACAUCGACAACCCGAAGCAGUUCGUCGAUCAGCACGGUGGCCAGCUGAUCAAGGCGAUCAUCGAGCACGUGCGCGACGGAUCGACGGUGCGUGCCUUCCUCAUGCCGAACCCGCGCGUCUUCCAGCACAUCACGCUCAUGAUGUCCGGUAUCCGCUGUCCCGGGUUUAAGCUAGACGCGGAAGGUAAGCCGGACAACACGACGGACGUGCCGUACGCGGAGGAGGCUCGCUUCCACGUGGAAAGCCGGUUGCUGCAGCGCGAGGUGAAGAUUCGGCUCGAGUCGAACAGCAACACGAACUUCCUCGGUACGAUUCUCUGCCCGGAGGGUAACAUUGCCGAAUCCCUGCUGCGGAACGGGUUUGCCAAGUGUGUCGAGUGGAGCAUACCGUACGUGAAGGAGGGUAUCGACCGGUUGCGCGCCUCCGAGCGGGAAGCCAAGAUGGGUCGGUUGCGCCUGUGGAAGGAUUAUAAGCCGCCGGCAGCGUUGGCCAACACCAAGGACAAGGAGCUGGUCGGUACGGUGAUGGAGGUGUACAAUGGGGACGCGAUCUCGGUGAAGGUGGGCAACGUCACGAAGAAGGUGUUCUUCUCGUCGAUUCGUCCGCCGCGCCCGAAGGAGGAGGAUGGUCCGCGGGCGAAGAACUCGCGCCCCCUGUACGACAUUCCCUACAUGUUCGAGGCACGCGAAUUCCUGCGCAAGAAGCUGAUCGGCAAGCGUGUCACGUGUACGCUGGACUACGUUGCACCGGCGCGCGAUAACUACCCGGAGAAGUACUGCUACACCGUGCGGCUGGAUGACCAGAACGUCGCGGAAGCAAUGCUAGAGAAGGGUCUCGCCACGGUGAUCAACUACCGCCAGGACGAUGAGCAGCGUUCGCCCGAGUACGACAAACUGCGCGCCGCCCAGGAGCAAGCGAUCAAGGGCCAGAAGGGUAUGCACGCGAAAAAGCAAACCCCGUCCCAUCGCAUCAACGAUCUGACCACGGAUCACUCCCGCAUCAAGCAUCACUAUCUGCCAUCGUGGCAGCGAGCCCUCCGCACCGAAGCGCUCGUCGAGUUUGUUGCGAGCGGCUCGCGCCUUCGUAUCUACUGCCCGAAGGAAAGCUGCCUCGUUACGUUCCUGCUCGCCGGCAUUAGCUGUCGCCGCUCGUCCCGCCCGGCGAUCGGUGGUGCCCCGGCCCAGGAAGCGGAACCGUACGGCGACGAAGCGUUGCAGUUCACCCGCGAACGGGUGCUGCAGCGGGACGUGAGCGUCAAGAUCGAAACGACCGACAAGCAAGCGACCAGCGUGAUCGGUUGGCUGUUCACCGAGCAUAACGUCAAUCUGUCGGUGGCGCUCGUCGAAGAAGGUCUGGCGGAGGUUCACUUUACCGCGGAAAAGUCCGACUACUACCGUGUGCUGCGUGAUGCGGAAACGCGCGCCAAGGCGCAGCGUAAGAACAUCUGGAAGGAUUACGUCGAGAAGGUGGCGGCGGAGGAGGAGAAGGAUGAGAUUGAGGAUACGCCGGACGUGAACACACCGGCCGAGCGGAAGGUGAAGUACGAAAGCGUGGUCGUGACGGAGGUAACGCCCGAGCUGCAGUUCUACGCCCAGCACACGGACCAGGGCGCCAAGCUCGAGGAGCUGAUGACGAAGCUGCGCCAGGACUUUAAGGCGAUGCCACCGGUAACGGGCUCGUACGCACCGCGACGCGGCGAUAUGUGUGCGGCCAAGUUCUCCGAGGACGACGAGUGGUACCGUGCGAAGGUGGAGAAGGUCGAGAAGGGUGGAAACGUGUCGAUUCUCUACAUCGAUUACGGCAACCGUGAGACUGUCCCUUCGACCCGCCUUGCAAUGAUCCCGCCUACCUUCAUCUCGGAGAAACCGUUCGCGCAUCUGUAUGUGCCGGCCUUGCUGCUGCUACCGACCGAUCCCGAUGAUCGUACCGAAGCCGUGAAAGCGUUCUCGCAGGACGUGCUGAACCGAACGCUCAACAUGAACGUCGAGUAUCGCAUCUCCGGAACCGAGUACGUAACGCUGGUUGAUCCCAGCACGAAGGCCGACAUCGCCGAAGACCUAAUCGCUGACGGUUACUUGAUCGCGGACAAGAACAAGAAGGAUCGCAGAUUGACCAAGCUGAUUGCGGACUACAAGGAUGCAGAGCAGAAGGCCCGCAAGCAGCACAAGGGCAUCUGGCAGUACGGUGACAGCACCGAAGACCAGGCCGGAGAGUUUGGCCUCAGCCGUUAAUGGGCCGGCCAUCGCUCUCCCAUGCCGUUCACCCCAGACAGUUUCACGUCACGUCACGACACGCGCCCUCUGCUCUAAGCCACACGUACACGCGUUUACAUCCGACUGGUAUACGCCCACACGUCUUACUAUCUGUAGCUGUGAUUGAUCCUCACCUAACCUGUGUGUGUGUGUGUGACGGUCGCCGCGCUACAAGGACUGGUUAAACUGUUUUUCACCUCAACUCGUACGACUAUAAUUGGCGCAAGGAUCACGAGAGCGAUCAUCGAUUCGUUGUUGUGUAGCACGUGUGUGAGUGUGUGGUGUGAGCAGCGAGCAUCCGGACGGUUGAACCGUUUUGAUUUCGGAACUUAACACGCACACACACACACACUUGCACUUGCACUCAGAAUCGACAAGAAGCGGACGGAAACAAAACGGGUUGAACGCAUGCAAAUGAAUCAUUACACACCUGCCUAUCAAUAUAUAACAGUAAAACAAAAAAACAAAAGUACACUAUAUAAUGUGAGACAAAAAAAAAGAAGUGAAAAAGUAAAAAAAAAAGGGAGCGAACAUAUGAAGCGAAACCUACAUUUGCUGUGCUUGCUCUGGCGCCUAAAGGAGGACACACCAACACCACUACUACUGCCCGGUAUAUCUUCCACCGUAUGCUGCUCGAACACACGUGUAUCAUCGUCGACAACCACUAUCCACUCCAGUGUUCGAGUACGUACAACGAAAUCGGAAUGCUGCGCCACUAAUACUCCGCCACUGGACGCUUGCCGAGUCCUUUGACUUGACGCUGCGAGUUGGCAACCAGUACGUAAUACAGCCGCUAUGAUGGGUGUGGGUGUGUGUGUGUGUAGCGUUAAAAGCUACACCACUUACGCGGUGUCUGAAGAAGAAGCAGUAAGGGCCGAGACAACGGAGCUAUAGCUACAAAGCACAUAUAUGAGACUGGAGCGCGAGCGCCAGAGCAAUGGUUUGCGCAUUUUUUGUUGUCAAACGUUCACAUUUAGCCAUUAGUUUUUGUAUGUUUUUUUUUUUGUUUGUUUUCCUUCUUUAACGCUCUCCUGUUCCAAGUAUGUGUUUUUAUUUCUACAAUUUACGCGCGCGUAUCGCAUUAUAUACAUCUUCCAUCUGCCGUCUGUCUGAUUUAAUCGUAAAGAAUCUUUUUAUUUGUUUGUUUGCUUCACGCUUCCUUACCAUUUACUACUUCUUUUGUCUUGGUUCCAAUACAUGGUGAAAAUAAAGAGAGAAAAAAAACUAUCCUGACAUUAUAAAACUGUAAA